CAAGCGUCCUGGGUUCGCGGCACUCCGGACUCAGCGCGUGUGUGCUCGCCCUUGUUGUCGCCAUGCCUGCGGACAUCAGCCAGUGGUCCGGGCCGCUGAGCCUGCAGGAGGUGGACGAGCGUCCCCAGCACGCGCUGCGGGUCGCCUACGCCGGGGUGGAGGUGGACGAGUUGGGCAAAGUGCUGACGCCCACCCAGGUUAAGAAUAGGCCCAGCAGCAUUUCAUGGGAUGGUCUUGACCCAGGAAAACUCUACACCCUGGUCCUCACAGACCCCGACGCUCCCAGCAGGAAGGACCCCAAAUUCAGGGAGUGGCACCAUUUUCUGGUGGUCAACAUGAAGGGCAAUGACAUCGGCAGUGGCAAAGUUCUCUCAGAUUACGUGGGCUCUGGGCCUCCCAGUGGCACAGGCCUCCACCGCUACGUCUGGCUGGUGUAUGAGCAGGACAAGCCACUGAACUGUGACGAACCCAUCCUCAGCAACAGGUCAGGAGAUCACCGUGGCAAGUUCAAGGUGGCGGCCUUCCGCAAGAAGUAUCACCUGGGAGCCCCCGUGGCGGGCACCUGUUACCAGGCGGAGUGGGACGACUAUGUGCCCAAGCUGUAUGAGCAGCUCUCAGGGAAGUAGGGGAGCUGUGGAGCCUGGUGGUCCUGGGGACUCCCCACAGUAUUGUCAAGUUGUGCAAAGCAUGCUGUUUCUUCUCCUUUCCUUCCUACCUCCUCGCGGGGAGUUCUGAGCUAGGGUAGAGGUUAGGGUGAUUUCCCGCUGCCCAUUCUUAUGAUUCUAAUAGUUGCAUCCCAGCUUAUGUUUGCUCAAAUUUAGGCUCAGCUGGGGGUGUUUGGUGUUCUGAUAGAGCCCUCCUAUUGUUAAUUUAAGAAGCGCAGCUCUGAAAAGCAAGGUACCCUGCCAAAAGCAGGCCCACUGGGGUGAGGGCUAGUGUUGUCUGUGCAUGGUUUGACAAGGACUGUGUCCAGAACCAGGCACGGUUGUUUUUAGAGUCCCCCCCCACUGAGACAACCCAAGGCUUCCACUUCAGUCAAUUGCUGACAGUCCAGCGUGGUCGGGCGGCUGCACGGGUGUCGCUGUCCUGUAACCCCAAAGAACAGGGGUUCUUUGCUGAGGCGUGGCCAUGGAGAGAGGGGCUAAGUCUUGCUUCUCAGUAACGGGAGCAAAAGUCACUGGAGUUGCUGGGUGUGCUAAUCUUGUCUGUUUAUCGUCAAAUAAAACUAAAAGGCAUUGGA
Messenger RNA from Mesocricetus auratus (golden hamster), 1240 nucleotides. It is a transcript of the gene Pebp1, whose product is annotated as phosphatidylethanolamine binding protein 1. Lineage: Eukaryota; Metazoa; Chordata; Mammalia; Rodentia; Cricetidae. The record is from RefSeq and is a predicted model, not a curated record. Gene Ontology annotation, biological process: negative regulation of MAPK cascade. The coding region runs from base 63 to 626 and encodes 187 amino acids. The transcript is spliced from 4 exons.